AGGUUAGCCUGUAAUCCCAUUUUGCUGCACCAGGAGCUGUGAGACUGCAAAGAACUAGAGGCUGCCCUCAUCUCAGGAUAACAAAGGAACCGCAAUGGAAGAUGUGAGCUCCAAAAGGGUCAGCGACUUCUUGCAGAAAUGCGUCAAGCUUGAGGACGACGGGGAGCCUCCCUCCAAGGAGAUCUUGGAAGUUCAAAGUCUCCCUCUACUCAGUGCUCCAUCCUAUCCUCAGACAGUGCAAGAGGAGAUUUCAAUGGUUUUCAAUACUUGUGCAGUGCCAGCCAAUCUGGGCCCCUGUGCCAGGAGGCGGCGCGAGAAAGGCCACGACGGGACCAGCACGUCUCUCUACGUCGACCGCCGGAAGUCCAAAGUGUGGAACUACUACACCAAGCUGGGCGACGCCUACGUGGAGUGCAACGUCUGCAAGAAGCAGCUCUCCUUCCACAACAGCACUACCACCAUGCGGGAGCACCUGGUGCGUAAGCACAGCAUCCGCGACACCCUCCUCUCGCAGCUGAAGGACGACCAGGUGCCGGAGCCGGAGUACGUGGCUCAGGAGAAUGCCAUCAAGCGAUUCCGCCAGCUGACCCCCGAGAACAACAAUCCCUACCACGCGGGGGUGACCUGCGCGGAACCCAGGACGGACGUGAUUCUGGAGCUGGUGCUAGAGAUGAUCUUCCGGGACCUGCAUCCCCUGUCUGUGGUGAAGGACAAAGGUUUCGGCCUCCUCAUUGGCUACUUAGAACCGACCUUCGUGCUCCCGUCCCCUGUGCAGCUCUCGAGCAUGCUGUGGCAUCGAUACAACGUCGUCAAGCAGCACCUAGAACACUACUUGCAGACGGCUCAGUCAAUUGUCCUCUGCGCCGAGUUCUGGCUGUCUCACCCCAACCAGAGGUACCUGACCAUCGUGACGAAUUUUAUCGAUGGAGAGUGGCGGCGGGCCAGGUGCAUCCUAGAAACCCAGCAGGUGCACGAGAAGAAAGCGGAGAGCAACCUGGGAGAGCGGCUGUACGCGGUCCUCACAGACUUCGGCUUGUCCAACAAAUCGGUCUUCUGCAUGAUGCACGAGAGCCUGCAGGGUCUGGAGGCCCACGCGUCCCAGCUGAAAUGCGUCUACGGCUGGACCAGUCUGUGCUGCGCGGCUCACCUGCUGCACCUUUGCGUCAAGGCCGGCCUCGAGGCGGAGCAGGUGCAGGAAGCCCUGACCGCGGCUCGGAGCGUCGUCCGUUACUUCCAGCAGGACGCCAAGGCGACUUGCUCCCUCAACAGCAAACUGGAAGCCAUCAACAAGACCAAGCUGAAGUUGGUGACGGACACCGGGGCUCGGUGGAUAACCACCAUCGAGAUGUGCGAGUGCCUGCUGGACCUCAAGUGGGCCGUCAUGUCCGUUUUGGAGGAGCACCCCAAGGGGCCGUCAGCGGUCCAGAAUUUGGCCGACCACCAGUGGAAGCUUUUGCAGGACCUGGUGCCCGUGAUGAGGACGCUUAAGAUCGCCACGUCCUUCUUGCGAGAAGAGCAGAACUUCUCCAUCUCCUCCCUGAUGCCUUGCAUCCACGGCAUCGUCACCGCCAUUGGGCAGCAGUCCGAAGAAGCCAGCGAUGUCAUCAAAACCGUGGUCAACAACAUCAGGGGGGAGCUCACCCAGCGUUGGGGUAUUCUGGAGGAGAGUAAGUUGCUGGAGAGCCCGGCGGUAAUCGCCUCGUUCCUAGACCCUCGGUUCAAGGAGAUGAGGUUCCUCAGCCCAGGUCUACGGAGCGAGUUGCACAAGAAGGUCAAGGCCAUGUUGUCCCAGUUCUUCAACCCUCAGACCCCGCCGACCAACCCCUUCUGGGUGCCCAACGCGGACUACAAAGCAGAGGGGAGCGAAUCCUCCGGCCAGCUGUCUGCUCCUAAGGACCGAGGUUCAAGCGGACAACCUCAGAGUAUGUACGACAUCCUUCUGGGGAAAGACCCAACGGAGAGCAUGCCCGAGAUCCAUCAACAGCUGGAGAACUACAUCGUGGAGCCUCUUUGCAAGCGUAGCACUAACCCCUUGGACUGGUGGAAGAGCAACGAACACCGGUUCCCUUCGGUGGCUCGGUUAGCCCGGCAAUAUUUGGCUAUACCGGUGACGGUCGUGCCGCCGGACCAGGCCUUUGCUGUGGGCGAAAGUGCGCUGGAGCACCGGAGAGGCGUGCUGGCUCCCGAAAACCUGGACCAAAUUCUUUUCUUGCACCAAAAUUUCGACUUUUUAGAAUCGAUGCGAAACCCGAACGAGAAUCUGACGAAGUCUGGGCACAGCCAGUAUUGA
Thamnophis sirtalis is the source of this 2290-nucleotide messenger RNA. Its product is annotated as E3 SUMO-protein ligase ZBED1. Gene Ontology annotation, molecular function: protein dimerization activity; DNA binding. The record is from RefSeq and is a predicted model, not a curated record. Gene Ontology annotation, biological process: regulation of transcription by RNA polymerase II. Gene Ontology annotation, cellular component: nucleus. Lineage: Eukaryota; Metazoa; Chordata; Lepidosauria; Squamata; Natricidae.